Molecule: messenger RNA, 7321 nt
Organism: Lymnaea stagnalis (great pond snail)
Lineage: Eukaryota; Metazoa; Mollusca; Gastropoda; Lymnaeidae
Source: the annotation of a GenBank genome assembly
AAUUUUAUUAACUAAGGAGCAUUGAUAGGAAAAGUAACUCUUGAGGUUUUUCAUUGACAAUAAUAAAGUAAUAAUUAAGAACGGUCUCCGCCACUGCAAAAUCAAAUUAAAUGCCUCGGAAAGGGGUUCAGUAUGUCAAUAAUGAAGAACCAGCUUUUAUUAAGCAAUUCAAAGAGAAAAUCGGUCACAAAGAUGGUCCAGAUGUAAAUACAAAGGUAGAACAAAUAACUUCUCGAAAUGUUCACUUUACUUAUUUACUUUCAGACUUAACAAUUAGUAUUACUUUACUAUUACUAUACAAUUACAAUACUAUUACUAUUUCUUUAUUAAUUACUUAGUAAACUUAGCUUACCAGAUUUUCUGGAUGCCAAGUACGGACACAAAGGCCCACAGCAACCGGAACCAUACCGGUGGGGGUGGAGGGCCACCCCCCAUCACAAAACCCCAUAUAAACUACAAUCAUUCUUCCCAUGCACUGCACAAUAAUCGCUUGGAACCACCUGCACAAUGCCGCCAUCGAGCGCUUUGGACUCAACAUCAAUCCAGAGCUUCAAGGCUGCCCUGGCAUCCGCUAGGAGCCGUUAGGAUAGCAGCAUCGCUUCCCCAACCGUUGCACAUAUGUCAGUACAUGGAUUCAGCAACAUACCCUACCAGAACCAGAGAACUCGUAUGUACAAGAAGUUUUCAGCCCCCACCCCCAUAAAAAUUUUUAAUAGAUAAUUGUGACUUACAGGAAUAAAAAAAUAUGCAUAGCUUAUUUAUACCGCCGACAGAUUGGCUAGCCCUGUGGUCCCCAUAAUAAAUAAUAAUAUACACCGCAUCGCUCUGGGUGCCAUGUUGCCCUCUGGCAGAGCCAUGAGAAUGGGGCAAAGAGGGUAGUCACAGUGGGCACCAAAACCUUCUUUAGAUAUGAUCUUAAUAGUGAAUUAAAAUAUCAAAUCUCAUCUACUUUAGAUAGACGAGGGGGGCCAAAAAUCGUCACCGGCUUCGCCCCAGGUGCAGCAUUUCCUCCUCAGCGAAUUAGCAACAGUAAAAACAGAAUAAAAAUAAAAUAGCACUUAACUGAAAAGUAGUAUCCCAGAGGGCAGCAAAAGAAUGAUGAAAACCUAAAUUUAGCAUGAGCACCGUGAAUUGAAACAUUAUAGGAACCACUGAACUAGCACAUUGAAGAUACGGUGGGAAAAAUCUUACUGUAAUACUGCUACUACUGAGUACUGUUGAAAGGAUAUCUAGCUAGUUCAUUUGUGAAAAGAAAUGGCAACAUUAUGACGAUAAUUCCUACACAACAUUGCGUGAUAUUUUACAGCAUUGGAGAUAUAAAUAUGCUAUUUUUGGACUGUCUAAUAAUGGAGCUGAAAUUAUUCACUGGGCUUGCCUUUGCGAUAAGAUAAGAUAAGCAAGUCUUCGCUGCCAAAAGUACUGACAAGCCAGACGAUGAGAGCAAAGUAUGUAUAAAUAGGGACGCAAAAAUUAGUACGGACAAGGGGGUAGAAAACACGAACUGUCCGUACUAAAUACGGACAUCUGGUAACCCUAUCUUACGUCUUUGCAAAAAACAAUCUAAUUCAAUCUUUGAAAGUCAAUUCUUUGUCAAGUCUAGUUCUAGUUUCUUCUUCAUUCAUUAAGACUAAGACAACUUCACUAAAUAAGUUAAGUCUAAUUAAAAACAUCAAAAGUUCUUGGCUUCAGUUUCAGCUAUUACACAAAUCUUCCUUUUUAUUUUUCGUCACAGACGCACACUUUUUGUUAAAUAAAUUUUAAAAAAUUAUUUAACUUUAACUUCAGAGGGGAGACCAUUUUUAGAGGUAUGGGCAGUGGGUAAAGAAGGCCUGCAUUAGACUAAUAAUUAUCCUUAAGUAAAAGAUUUGCAUUGAUAAAAAACAGGACAAGUUAUAAGAAAUAUGGGAUGGACAGGCUUUUGGUUUAUUACCUUUAAAGUUGUUAUAUAUUUUUACUCCAGCACUUUGGGCAGGGCAGGUAUAAGUAUUUUAGUGAACAAAUUAAUAAAACUAAAAUGGUUGUCAUUAAUGAGCAUCAUCAGCAUUUCACUUGUAAUAGUUCAGGGAGGCUAGAUUGUUGGGAAUGUUGGGUAGGGGGAGUUGUUGAUCACAAGUGUUUUUGUGAGUUGUUGAUCGUGAGGUCAGCGUGAAGUUGGUAUGUGGUGUUGAGCUUUAGGGUAUGCUGAGUGUUUGGUUGGGAUAUAAAAGGGCAGUGUGUUAGUUAGACGUGAAGUAAGAGUUCCGCCGAUGAGUCAGAGGAGAUGAGCUGAGAGUAGUUGGAGAGAAGAGAGUUAUUAUUAUCUUCAUUCAACGUUGUGAAUUGACAUUUGUUGUUUGGAUCCUGUAAAUAAAGAACUGUUAUUGUUAUCUUCAUUGGACGCUGUUGUUUUGCUCUUUAUUGUGGACAUGGUGUGACAGGCAAGUUAAACAUACUUUAGUAUUAGUAUACAGUUGUCACCCUAGGCUCUAGACGACGUAGGACUUAGGCCCUAGAUGAUGUAGGGUCUAUCUAACUGUCGAGCAGUUAAUGUGUCUGCUGGUUAACAUUCGUAAACAUUGGUGAAGACAAAUGAAAGAAGGCGGUAACAUUUGUGAUACUAGACAACAAAAGAAAGCCGUAACAUUUGUGAUUCUAGACAACGAAAGAAGGCCGUAACAUUUGUGAUACUAGACAACGAAAGAAGGCCAUAACUUUUGUGAUACUAGACAAUGAAAGAAGGCUGUAACAUUUGUGAUACUAGACAAUGAAAGAAGGCCGUAACAUUUGUGAUACUAGACAAUGAAAGAAGGCCGUAACAUUUGUGAUACUAGACAAUGAAAGAAGGCGGCAACAAUGACUAUGGGUGGAAAGUACACAUCUAUUUUUUCAUAGGGGCAUAUAUGUUAAAGCCUACCCAAUUAAAACUAUGAGUCGGCAAAGCACAAAUACAUCUUACCAUUAUUUAGAUUAAACCCUUAUAGCGAUUAGUUUUUUAUUUGCUUAACACUUCUGUUACUGGGCUUAUUGAUUUAUCUUCAUUACCACAGAGGCAGAUUCCCAAUUUUGACGAAGAUGGCGAAGAUGAUGAUGUGCCAGAGAAAGAAGAUGAACAGCCUAUUGUUGUUGUGCUUAAAUCGGGUGAUCUGACUGCUGAAGAAGCCGAGAGUGAGCUGAAACAAAUAGAUGAGGGUAAGAAUUAACCCUCUUAACAAAACUGUUCCUCCAUCAUUUUAAAAUGUUAUCAUCAUUAGACCUGAACCCCAUAGCUCCUAAGCUUAUCAAAGAAAUGUUUGUCAUUUUUUUAUGCAAAUUAAUUUAUUGAAACUAAGAGAGUAUCACUUUCUAAUAGAAAUAUUUUCACAAAAACUAAACUUAAAAAAAGGGAUUGAUAAAAACUAAUUACGAACUUAUUUCUUUUAAGGCCCAGCAAGGUUGGAUGAAAAGAUAACAUUUAAGAAACCCACAAAACGUGUUAAGGAUACAACAGACUCAAGUACAGAUUCAUCGGGAGAUGCCAAGAAGCAAAAAGAAUCAAAGAAAAAGAAAGAGUCAACAUCUAAAAAGACAAAGAACAGUUCUCUAUUGUCAUUUGGUGGGGAUGAUGAGGAAGGUUAAGUAUUUGGUAUACAGAGGGAAAAAAAUCUUCAUUAUUUUCAAGGAUGAGAAUAAGGAUGAGAAUGAGCGUGGAUUUUAAAUGGGAAAAUUUGUCAUUUUAAAUUACAUGUCCGUAUGGAUGGGAUUUUUUACUUCAUUGAAUGGAAUUAUGCAAGGAUGUCAUACACCCUUGACAAAAUUUGUGUUUACAAGAUUUAAAGUUACUUUGAGUGUUACAAAUGGGAUAAUUGUGUUUCAGAAUAAGAGUUUAGCACUGUUUAAAUUGUAGUUUAUAUCACCCUUAGUAUAACAUUUGGACAAGUUUUAUGGCCCACCCAUACAUGUUAUUGUUAAGUGUUAUUAUCUUUAAUUACAAUUUGUGAUGCCAACAGAGUUGCUGGCCUCAUAGGAGGUGAGUGUUUUAGACCCCUGGUUUAAUUAAUGUAUGAACUGUUACAAACAACACCACAGAUGUGUGAGGCAAGUUAGCUAUAUUCCUCAUUCAACUAUUAAAAAUAAGGCUGAAAAAUUCUAGGAAAACUUUUUAAAAGAUUAUUUUCAAUCCGUUUAAUUGAUUGCCUGUCAACACUUUAUCUAAGACAAACAUUGAUGGACUGUAGGAAAAAGCUUCUUGUCAAUACCAUUUUUUAAUAUUCACAUCUAUUUUUAGCUAACCCAAAUUCAUUGUAAACAUGACUCAUUAAUUGCUAUUCAUUUUGUGUUUGGCGAAAAUUGUGUAUUUGGCUAAAAGAGUCAACAAUAAAAUUGUGAGAUUUCAUGAUAAAAUAUAUUACAUGCAUUUCAUUUUGUUAUAUUUUUUCUAAGAAUGUGAACAAAUAUAAAAUCAAACAAAGGAUCUAAAUAUUAAUUCAGAUAGCAAUACACUAGAUUAGAGGCAAAUUUCACAUGAAUAAUCAAAUAAAUGAGGAUUAAAAUUAUCUUUUAACUCUGGAGAUCAGACAUAAGUAUACUGAAAUUAACCUGAGCUAAUAGUAAAUAUUAUUUCUUAUUGAAUAAGUCAAACUCUCUACAAAUAAUGUGAUAAGAGAUUAUGAUAAUAUCAUGUUGAUGUUUCAGGGUAAUUUUAAGUGAAAAACAAAUCCCAAUAGUGAUGACCUUAAUGUUAAAAUGGAUUAAAAUAAAAAAUGAGGUGUGGCUAAGUGCUAUAUAAAUCUACAAAUGAAAACUCUUUUCUAUACUAUGUGGGAUAAUUAUGUGUUUAGUUGAGAAGUUUGUUCUUUUAAGAUGAGCCAAGCAAUAAAAAAAAAGUGCAAAGAAGCCUUGCUUAAAGCAAAAAUGCAUAAUAUUUAUAUACAUAAUAAAAUAAGAAUGGGUGUGCAUUGAUAUGUUGACAUGUAAUAGGUAAUAAAAAUCAACAAAAAAUAAAAUAUAAACUUGAAUAAAUUUACACAUUAAUCAAAUAAUAUGUAGACAGCUGAUGAUAAAAAUAAAUACUUUGAGAUUGGCUUUUUAACUUUUGUUGUAAAUUAUCAUGUUAUGAUGCAAAAUUUAAAAAAUGGAAUAAAUCUAGCAGCAAAUAGUUAUCUUUUGUACCAAGUACUAAUUCAACUUGGACAAAAAUAAUACUUAAUACUAGUAAUUGGAGACAUGGUCAAAUAAUUUAAGUGGAUUAAGUUAUACUGUUAGCAAUAAUGAAAAAAUAACAUGAUUCUAAAUGAUAUCACAUUCCUGAAAUUGAAUCGUCGUUAAUGAUGGGUAUCAUUGUCGGAGAACGGAAAAGUAUGAUAAUUUAAUAUUAAUAUGGCAAUUAUUUUAACUGUGUUGAAAUAUAUUUUUAUAAAUAAAAUUGUCCUAAAAAGAAUGUGAAGCAACAAAAACUGGUUAAUUCACUUUAAAGCUUGUCUGCAAAUUCACAUAGUUCUCUCAAAGAAGAGACAAAGUGGUAUGCCUGCCUAGUAUCUCAUCUGUGUACAAUAAAACAUUCAAAAGCUACAUAUAGGUAAUAAUAAUUCACUGAUCUUACAGUUACAAAGGAAACAGAAUCACAGAAAAAUUGUGAGCGUGGAGAAAAUAAUUAUCAUGUAGAGAUUCAAACAGCUAACGUGCAUCUUCAUAUCAUUCAGGAUAUUACAAUUGGUAUAAAUAGUUUAAAGUUUGGCACAGUGUUCAGAAAAUGCUGAUGUCAUUUAAUUGUAUCAGAAACAAGCUGCUGGUUAGAGAUACUCGGCUAACUUGAGUAAAAAUAAAACAGAUAAAUACAAAGGCUUUGAUUAUUAAUGGAGAAAGUGUUUUCCAUAGGUUUAAACAAAUUAGUUAUACAGUUCAAGUGUUUUCCCACACUGUGGAUUUGAUAUAAAUAUAAAAUAAAAUGCCUUUGUGUUUGCAAUAAAAUUUAGCACAAAAAUAAAUGCUCUUACAUUUCUGAUCAAUUUUUAUUUUAAAAAGUUUGUGAGAAUAAAUAUUAUAUUUACCAGGUAUAUGAUCAAUUAAAUAUCUCAUAGAUGAUAUGACAUUCUUAUUUUAAUGUAAAUUUUGUAUUUAAAUAAAAAAAUUAUGUUCAAGUUCAAUAAAUUUUUGAGGUAAAAAAAAAUGCAUCACGCUUAAUUAAAAAGGAACACUUUAUAAGCAUCACUAUUUCAUCGAGAAAUGGUUUAAAAAUGUGUACUAGUUAAUUGUCAAAGAUGGAUUUCUAUAUUCUCAGCAUAAAAUACUUUUUAAAUAUGAAAUGAUUUAGAAAUCUUUAAUAUCACUGAGUAAUGAUUUAAAAUGGAUUUCAUUAUUCCUUACAUCAAAGUUCAGCAUCAUAUAAAAAAAAAAGCAAGUUGAAAUCGUUUUAUUUCAAUUUGGAGUUUUAUUAUGAUUAAGGCAAGCCUCUGUGCCAUCCUUAUUAUGUCAAUAAAUAUUUUCAUUUUGUUGGGUACCAAAAUUCCUUUACUUUGCUAAUUGGAAAUUAUAUUCCACUUUGUAUCAUUGUGAAGAUUUAUACAUUUCGGUAUUAAUUAAAACACUGAGCAUAAAAUCAAACAUAAAAACAUAAUGACCUCAAUUCACAAAAAAAAAAAAAAAAAAAAAAAUUUUUUUAAAAUGCAAGCCGUAUUAAUUUAUUUAAUGCCAGAAUAAAUAAAUGCUGAACAUAUUUAUAUAUUUUGUUUCCAGGGUUGGAUUCUUCAAAUAGUCAUUUAUUUAGUGUUUUCCGUGUUAAACAAAAUUAUGAAAGCCUCUCAACCAUAAGUAUCUUACCAGAAAAUAUCUUAUUAUUUGAGGAGUUUGAAAGAGUCUCAUUGCUCUGUCCGAUUUUGGUGAGUGAGGGAACAUUCAGGAUUAGAACAAGGGAGCGAAAAGAUCUUAAACCAUCAUGUGAAUAUAUUCUGUAAAAUUUGUAAAAUUUUGUAGAAAAUAAAAUAACAUGCUUAUUUAAUUCAAUUAUAACUAGAUCUAAUUUAAAGUUGGAAAAAAUGGAAAAGUUAAGUUUAUUUUCAACCAGCAAAAUUUGAACUGUGCAAUCAAAUUGAUCGUGGGCCCUUAAGAUAUAGAAGAAGAAGAAGAAAUAAUUUUAAUCAAAACAAGAAAGUGCAUUAUUUUUAGAUAUUAUAUUUCUAAUACAAAUUAUUUUGCCCUGAAUAGCACAUACUAUUUAUACAAUAUUUUUAGGGGAAUGACAAUUUUAAAAACAUAAUUCCUUUAUUAAAAUUGCAUGGUCUCAAAGUCCUUGAUAAAAUAUUUAAAUUUACAUUUGAUAUUCAUUUCCAUGCAUAAAACAUAUUGGAGAAAGGCCUAAAAAACAGUU